AUGAGCAACCCCAAGGGAGAACCAGGAGUCGAACCAAAAGAACUCGUGCAGACAAUGAAACAACAGAGGACGAACAAACGACGCAACUUCACACGGUUAGUGAACAGGAUUUCCGAUAUCCUUUCUGAAGACCACCCGACACUGGAACAGAUAGUGAAUGUUCAAACGAUUUUGGCAGUUCUCGAGGAGAAUUUUUCGGAUAUCAAGGAGCUGAAUAAGAAUAUCGAAUUUAAUUUUGUUAGUAUCGACGAAGGUGAUGCUGCUAGAGAUGCCGAGGACGCUUGUGAAAAGUCCGUCGAUAAUCAGAUGAAUAUCGUUAAAGCCAAGAACUUUUUAGCUAAAUUCAAGUCAACAAUGCAUAACCCAGUAGUACCAGUGCCAAAAGGUCCAGUGACUACUUCAAAGUUACCAAAAUUAACGCUUCCGACGUCGACUUUCAAUGGUAACCUUACUGAUUGGCUGCCAUUCUGGGAACGAUACACAGCGGAAAUCGACAAAAAUUCGAACAUUUCUGAUAUAAAUCGUUUUGAUUACCUAUACGGUUUGUUAGAAGGUGAAGCUUUGGACUCUGUUCGAUCACUCAUACCCUCAGCAGCGAAUUACGUGAUUCUCAAGAAAACAUUGCUAGAAACCUUCGGAAAAGACCGAAAAAUCAUUCGUGCGCACGUUUUGCGACUGUUUCAUUUGAGGAACCCAAACAUGUCCGGAGCUGCACUUUGCUCGUUUUAUAAUCAAGUAAUGACGGACCUGCGGAGUUUGGAAACACUAAAGGUUGACGUUGAUAGAGCAGCUGGAAUAAUUGUACCUAUUCUCGAGGAAAAACUACCUGCUGUUAUUCGGGGAAACAUGGCUGAUCUUGACAGGACAGAUGUGUACAAUCUUAAGACAUUCACUGACGGGUUAAAGCGCCAGGUCGAACGUUAUGAAAGACAGACUGAGGAUAUUGAUAUUACAGAGAGGAGAACUGUUGAAAUCUGUCAAAAGCUACCAAAUUCAUCUGUAGGUGCAUUUAUGGCACACACUAGUAACUGCGAAAUUUGUGGUUCACCGAAACACCAACCAGAAAAAUGUAAUCUUUCUGCAAAACAAAAACGUGAUUUGGUGUUUGCAAAAGGACUAUGCCGAUUGUGUUUGUUGCCAGGACACUUUUCUAGGAAAUGUACAAGUUCGCUACAGUGUUCAUCUUGCUGUGGACUACAUCAUACGUCACUGCAUGGAAUCGAUUUCGGAAAUCGUUCGCGGUAUCGUGCUCAGUCAAGAAAACGGUAUAAUCGUGGGAAUAGAAAUUCGAUCACGGAGAUUACGCAAUCGGCCCAGGAAACGCCAGGACCGACGUCGUGCUGCAGUUUGGUUCAGAAUAAAUCUACGAGUGCCGGUAUGGAUACGUUGGUGGAAAGUGAUUCAUACGCGGAUAUUGUUACGUCAUCGAUCAUGAUAGCUGAUAACCCAGUGUUGGUGAAAACGGCCAGGGCUAAAAUGGACUACAAUGGUACGCAGGUAGAGGUUCGAAUCUUCAUUGACGAGGGUUCAAUGUUAAGUUACAUGCGUCAGGAUGUCGCGUUAUUACUUGGCAUCCAGCCUAGGGAUUAA
Molecule: messenger RNA, 1590 nt
Organism: Lineus longissimus
Lineage: Eukaryota; Metazoa; Nemertea; Pilidiophora; Heteronemertea; Lineidae
Exons: 1
Coding region: 1-1590 (529 amino acids)
Source: RefSeq, a predicted model, not a curated record